Molecule: messenger RNA, 5760 nt
Organism: Closterium sp. Naga37s-1
Lineage: Eukaryota; Viridiplantae; Streptophyta; Zygnematophyceae; Desmidiales; Closteriaceae
Source: the annotation of a GenBank genome assembly
AUGGCUGAACCGUCGAAGUCUGCAGCGGGUGCACCCGCGAAAGCAUCAGCGGGUGUACCCGCGGAAACACCCGCGGGUGUUCCGGCAGGGCGCGGAGCCGGACGGGGUGCUGGGAGAGGAGCAGCAGCGGCAGAUACGUUCACCGGACGGGGUCGAGGCAGCACGGGUAUCGGUCGAGGCGACGUCACGACGGUCGGUCGAGGUGUGCCAGUCGCGGGAGCCGCCCGGGGGAACCUCGCGAACGGCCAGGCGGAACCGGCGCGGCAGAUCGGCGCACCGCAUGUGUUUCCGCGCAUGGGCCGCGGGGACAUUCGGCGCGCGUACACGCUCGGGCGGGAGUUGGGGAAAGGCGGAGGCGGCGUGGUGCGCGAAUGCCUGGACCCGCUGACUGGCCAGCCCGUGGCGGCCUGCAAAACCAUUCCCAAGACGAAGCUCCAGUGCUUUUGCGAUCGGGAAGUGUAUUUCCCCGCCGUCCCUUGCUCAGACCUAUCACCGCAAUCCUUAGCCCGACUCACCGGCUUGCAAGCUGACACGCUCAACUGCUCAACCCCCCCACCCGCGUUCCCCCUCAUCUCCUCCCCCAACUCCUUUCCCCGUCCCUACCUCCCCCAUUUCCUGCAAUUUCUCCUCCUCCUUCCAAUUCCCCCAAUUCCUCCGCCUUACCCCAAGUCUUCCAAUUCCUCCGCUUUUCCCCAAUUCCGCCGCCUUCCCCAGCGCCCGGACCUGGUGGAGGAGCUCCGCGCAGAGGUGGCGGCGAUGCGGCGGCUGGCGGGGCACGCGCACGUGGUGCGCCUUCUCGCCGUGUACGAGGACGACCACGCGGUGCACGUGGUCAUGGAGCUCUGCACUGGCGGUGACUUGUACGAUCUGCUCACGGCUGCCACCACGCUUCCAGAGCCGAUCGCCGCGCAGCUGACGAGUCAAAUCCUGAAGGCGCUAAGUCACUGCCAUCGCAACGGCAUCCUGCAUCGUGAUAUCAAGCCGGAGAACAUCUUAUUAGCGAACCCGGUAGCGGUACAAGACGGACAGGUCGCAUUCAUCGACGCUGCUGUACCCGCUACAGCAGCAACAGCGAAAACGGAAGGCGAAGCGGUUUCUACAGUACCAGCAUCUGAUUCUUACGCGGAAGAUGAAAUUAUGCAAGAUGUGACUGUAAGCGACGGGCCUGUAAGCAGCACUGUAGCAUGUGCAGGUGGCGCUUUCGGUGACUCGGCUAGCCCCUCUACAAGCACUUUUAGUACGAGCGUAAUCAGCAGUACACCCAGUAGCAUGUUAAUGUCAUCUGGUAGCGCCAGCACCGCCAGCAGCAGCUUUGGGGCGAGGGGAGGUCUGCUGGGGGAAGGGGGGCGCGGAGCAGGGGAAGGGGACGGGGAGGAGGAGGGGGACAGGGCGGAAGGCGCGGGGAGCACCCUGCAUGUUAAGCUUGCGGAUUUCGGACUGUCUGUUAUGCUUAAAACGGGGCAGCUUGCAGUGGGUAUGCAUGGCAGCAACGUGUAUAUGGCACCAGAGGUAGUGUGCAGGAAACCGUACGGUCUGGCCAUUGAUCUAUGGGGACUUGGAGUUAUCCUCUUUACAGCGCUCUCCGGUUACAUGCCGUUUUGGGGUAACACGGAUGAAGAGCUUUUCGUCCGUAUCCUGCGCGGCCGCCCGGAUUACACCAGCGAUCCGUGGCCGUCGAUCAGCGCGGAGGCGAAGGAUCUGGUCCAUCGGUUGCUCACCAUUGAUCCGCCACGCCGGAUCACCGCUGACGUGGCGCUGCAGCACCCGUGGAUCUUGAAGCAUUGCGGCGCAUCUGCACCGUCCAUUCCAGCAUCUCUGGGCGAGCCUGCUGGCGUCAAUCCCAAGGCACCUGCUCACACGUCUCUUACUACUGGGGUUCACUCGACCUCCAUAAAUGCCCCAUCUUGUGGGGAUUCAACUUUCUCUGCUGCUCCGUCUCCUGCUCAUUCAGCUGCUGCUGGUAUUUCCGUGUCAGCGGCUGCUGCGCCUACUGCUGCGGCUCCAACUGCUGCUCCUGCUGGUGCUGCUGCCGAAGCUGCCGCUGCUGCUGGUGGUGCUUCCGCAGCAGCUGCUCCUGCCUCUCGCAGAGCACCCUCCCCCAUUCGCCGCCAGCCCUCGCCCAUCCGCCGACCGCCUUCACCUGCCAAGCGACCAGCCUCCCCAUCCAGGCGUGGCACCGCUACUGCUGCACCUGCUGCUGCUGCUGCCGCCACCGGUGCUGCUGGUGCCAGAGCGACUGCUGCUACUCCUGCUGCUGCUCCUGCCAGAGCUGCUUCUGCGAACGCAUCUGCAGUCUCACCGCGCUACCCCUCCAAGACACGCCCUGCAACCACCCAAGUGGCCGCUGCCAGAGCUUCAGCUGCUGCUGCUGCCCGCGCUGCUGCAAGAGGUGCCGCUGCUGCUCCCGCACCCGCCACUGCUGCUCCUGCACCCGCUGCUGCUGCUGCUGCGCAUUCAAUGAAGGCGCCUGGUGCGCCCACGACACCACUGUUGCCCAGCCGCACUAGGGCAAACGUGCUGGCUGGUGGUAAAGGCGCUGCUCGUGGUGCCGCUGCCGGUGGUGCUUGUGGAAAGGGGUUUGGUGGUGUUGAUGUGCACAUGCACGUGGAUACGAACGCUCACAAGCAGCAGGAGCAGCAACAGCAGCAGCAGCAGCAGCAGAGGCGGAAUCAUGAGUCAAGGUCUUCCCCCGCUCAUUCUCCCACCAUCUCCUCCGCUUCCUCUGCUGCCUCCUGUCCCACGCCCUUCACUCUCCCACACUCCGCCGCCCUUCCCACUCCCCAUCCCCCUCAUACCGCCGCUGCUCCUCUGGGAUCAUCUAUGGAAGCCGUUUCGCUUCCAGUGCCCAUGGCUGCUGUGCCUCACUCAGCGACAUUCACUGCUGCUUCCCUCCCAGCUGCCAUCACCGUCCGCCCUUCAUUUGUCAAGCCCAUGCCUCCGCCUUCGCAGCUCGUUUUGGCCGCACCUCCCCCAGCGGCUUUGGCCGCACCCCACGCAUCUGCUUUGGCCGCACCUGCCAUGACAGGUUCGGAACCAGCCUUGGCAGGUGCGUCAGCCCCUGCAGUAUCCGUGCCUGUGGUGUGCGGUGGUAGUGGAGCAGCUGUGGAUGCUGGUGCAGCUGCAGGUGCAGAGCAAACCGCUGCACCUGUGGUGCAUCCCUCUCUGUUCUCCUCUCCUGGUUCUUCUGCUGCAGAAGCAGCAGGAGCGCCAGCAGCAUCAAGAGUGCCUGCAGCAGUCACGGUUGCAACAGCAACAGAAUCCCCAGCGCCGUUUCAGCCCAUCGGUCCCAUGUCUGUUGAUCAUCCGUUUUCUGUCUCGUUUCCAGCUGCAGCGGCAGCACCACUGUCACACAUGCCCACCCCACCUGCGUCUGCCCAAGAUCAGCCUACCCCACAUGAUCCCACGUCCACCGGUUCUGCUGCUGGGGCUGAAGCUGCUAUCGAGCCGCUUAGGCGCGCCCCUAGAGCACACAAGGGCCGCACGGGGGUGUUCCGAGUGUCGUCCGGCAGGAGAAGAGACGGCACCCAUGCAGCUGCUGCCCCGGCCCCCUCUGCUCCUGCUCCUGGUACCGCUGCCACUGGUGCUGCUGGUGCAGGUGCUUCUGGUGGUGGUGGUGGGUCCUUUGGUUCUGCCAGUGGAGCCAUGGCCAGUGCUACCAGCAAGCUCGCCUCUCUCUUCUCCUUGGGUGCUGCUCCGGCAGCCAAGGCUCGGAAGAACGCCGCCGGAGCUGGCGUUUCAGGCUCGGGAGCGCCAGGUUCGGGGACGUCUGCGUUGUUCCGAGCCAGGCCGUCGGGCCUGAGCAGUCCGUUCACGUUCUUCUCGCCGAAGAGAAAGAUCCGAAAGUCGCAAGUGGUUGUGAACAGUGCUGCGGCUGCGGGGACGGCGGUGGCGGCGGGCGGCGGUACUUGGGGAACAGAUAUGGCCGUGGAUGGGACGUGUGGGCAUUUGGAGGAGGGGGAGGAGGAGGAUGAGGAGGAAGAGGAAGAAGAGUUGGAGGAGGGAGAGGGUGAGGGAGAGCAGGAGCAGCAGGAGGGUGAGGUGGGAGGCAAAGCAGGUUUGGCUGGGUACAACAGCGCCGUGCUGAGUGCAGCAGCUGCUGCUGUGCUGCACACCCACUUGAACGGCCAGGAUGACAAGCUGCAGCAGGAGAAUCACCAUCCGCACCCUCACCAGCCUUGGCAGAGGAAUGGGAUGAUCGGCAGCCUCGGCAGCACCGGAGCUGCAAGCAGCGUUGGCACCAUUGCAGAGUUCCGGGCCCGGCUGUCCCCGGCCGUCACUCUUGACCGAACCGCCGCUCCCGAGCCUGUGGCGGUGUAUUCGAGCACUGGAAACGUGCUGCCAGCUGUCAGCGCAGCAUUGGCUACAGGUCAAGCAAGGGAGAAUGUGGAAGCAGAGGGUGGGAUGGAGAGAGGAGGGAUGGAAGUUGAUGGAGGGACAUGUGAAGGAGGCAUGUCGGAUGUUGUGACCGCCUUCUCAAUUCUCAGGACUAACUCUACACAUGGCGCUGCUGCUGCACUAUCAGCAGAAGCACCACAAGCAGUUAGAGAGGCCACUGGUGUAGCUACUGCUAGUGGCAAACCAGAGGCACUUGCAGGCCAAAUGCUUUUCAGUCCCCGCGUACCCAUUCUCCCCAUUCGCUACUCCAGCGCUCUUCCAACCGCACCCCCUGCUCCCCCAGAAUACCCGUUUCCUCCGCUCCCCUCGCUUCCCCCGUUGCUCCCCCUCACCCUCCAUCCGAUUCAUCCACCCCUCGGCUCGAUUCAUCCGCCCCUUCUCCUUCCGCCAUUUCAAUCACACUUCCAUUCUUUCACUCUCUCCCUCUUCCUCUCCACCUCCUCCAGGAUUAGCCUCCGGUCGAGCCGCGUCCUUAGCGGACGGCGAGUGGUGACGGCGGAGCGGUCUGCGGUAGCUGCGCGCGUGCAGGCAGUGGCGGAGCUGUUCCCGUCCGUGGAGGGCGCGGAGGACGCCGGGGAAGCGGAGGAGGCUGACGUGGCACCGGUGAAGGCGAAGACGGGGAAGAAGGCGCUUGUGUUUAAGAGGGACCAGACCCGGUCGAAGCGUUUUCUGGAGAUCCAGAAGCUGCGCGACCGCAACAGCGAGUACGAGCCGGUGGAGGCGCUUGAGAUCGUCAAGGCGACGGCUUCCGUCAAGUUUGACGAGUCCGUCGAGGCGCACUUCCGCCUGAACAUCGACCCGAAGUACGCCGACCAGCAGCUGCGCGCCACGGUUUCUUUGCCCAAGGGAACCGGUCAGGUGGUUCGCGUUGCCGUCCUCACUCAAGGAGAGAAGCAGAGGGAGGCGACGGACGCGGGGGCGGACGUGGUGGGCGCGGAGGAUCUGAUUGAGCGCAUUGCGGGCGGCUUUCUCGAGUUCGACAAGCUCGUCGCCACCCCUGACAUGAUGCCCAAGGUGGCGCGUCUGGGUCGUCUGCUGGGUCCACGUGGCCUCAUGCCCAACCCCAAGGCCGGCACCGUCACCACCGACCUUGCUUCGGCGGUGGUGGACUUCAAGGCGGGCAAGGUGGAGUACCGGGCGGACAAGACUGGCAUCGUGCACGUGCUCUUCGGCAAGGCCUCCUUCUCCAACGAAGACCUCCUCACCAACCUCGUUGCCGUCGCUAACUCUGUGGAUGCGAAUCGCCCACCAGGCGCCAAGGGAGUGUACUGGAAGACUGCUUACAUCUGCGCAACAAUGGGCCCGUCUGUGCGUGUAAAUGUGUCGGCCUUGAGGGACUUCAAGCUGCCCACUGCCUCAUCGUAA